AUGACAUCGAUAUCAUUCCGUGGCAAAAACGACGGGCUCCAGGUCGGAGAUAACUAUGGCUCACUCACAGCAGAGUUCCAUCUGCCUCCAAUGCGAACGGAAACUCCUAGCCCCCAAGACAAAGAAUGUUUAAAAGCACUCUUUCUCACCGACCCCGAAGAAGAUAGAGCCGCUCUCAAAAGAAAAAGAGGUGAUCGGGCCCAGGGCACCUGCGAAUGGAUUCUGGAAACAGAUGAAAUCAUCCAAUGGUUGAAAGGAGCAAAUGAUAUACACUCCAAUAUUUUGUGGUUGUAUGGGAAUCCUGGAACUGGGAAGUCCACCAUGGCUAUCACACUCGCAGAGGAGAUACCGAAACAACAGGAUUUUGUCAAUGAUGACAGGAUACUGGCAUAUUUCUUUUGUGACUCCGCCCACGAGACACGAAGAACGGUGACUGCAAUACUACGGGGACUACUCUACCAAUUUCAAAAACAGCGCCCGCAUUUCUUGGAGCACUUUCUAGCGAAGUUUUCGGAGCGGGGAGAAAGUAUAUUUGAUUCGUUUGAUGCUUUGUGGUCUAUUUUCACACAAAUCAUCGACGACAAAUUGACUGGCCACAAGUACUGCGUAAUUGACGCCUUGGAUGAAUGCGAUGACAAUUCACAACACAUUUUUCUCACACAGCUUGACCACUAUUACCGCGAAACUCCGAAGGAGCAUGAGAAUAAACUGCAUAUACUGAUUACGAGUCGACCCUAUCCUGAAAUCUAUGAGCAUCUUCGAUUUUUCAGGCACAAGGAUCUUAGUCAAUACCAUCAGAGAAAGCAAGACAUCAAACAGAUGAUCAGCGAAAAAGUACAGAACUUGAAGCAGAAAAAGACAUACACCAAAAGCAUCGAGCAGGAAGUGACUCGAAUUCUUCUGGAUAAAGCAGAAGGGACAUUCCUGUGGAUUGGAAUCGCCUGUCAGGAACUGUCAAAGAUUCGCUCAAGAGACGCGGUCAAAACGCUCCAAAACCUGCCUCGAGGCCUUGAUUCUCUUUACAGGGAACUGCUUAAUAACGCCAUUCAACAAAAUCGGGACGAGGAAGGAAAGAUUAAUGAGAUCCUCCAUUUCGUUGCCGUGGCUCAAACAACAAUGACUGUGUCCAUGUUAUCACAGGCAUGCCGGUCCUACGAGGAUGAGCCAGAUGAAGAACGUAUCACCUUCUUUCGAGAGGACAUUGAGAUGUGUCGAUUGAUGGUGAUCAUUGAGGGCAAUUUCGUCCGGCUUUUACACAAGUCGGUCAAGGACUUUCUGCUCAAAAUGGAGUGUGAAGGCCUUACGCAAAAUCUCAAGGCACAUGCAACCCUUUCAUAUCGCUGCAUCAGUUAUCUAAUCAAAUGUGAUUUGAACGGUGAAGCAGCUGACCAAGGAUUUCUUGACUACGCUGUUGAAUUCUGGCCAGAGCAUGCCCAUUUGGCCAACACGGAAUUCUCUAUCCUGGAUGAGCACAGAGUGUUCUACGAAAAUUCAUCGAGCCAAUGGGAUAGAUGGAACGAAUCCUAUGAGAAACUCAUAUGGUUAGAAGACUCAGACCUAGAUACUGCUAGCUUUACCAUCUUUCACGCUGCAGCUGAAUGGGACGUUGAAGCCCUGGCAAGAAUUGGACUAGAAAUGCUUGGGAACAAGACAAUGGGAUCUCGUUCGGUUAAGUAUGACGAUUGGGAAUUUCAAGGGUCCCGUGAAGGAACACCCUUGAGGAUCGCAGCACGCCGUGGAAAUACUAAGAUCAUGGAUAUGCUGUUGGCGCGCGCUGAUAAAACGAUGGAAAUACACACCGGAGUCAUAUCUGAGGCGGUGAUAAACGUCGCUAGCGGGGCUGGUAUUCUACAGCUUCUUUCGGAUCACGCGGGAUGCAGCAUCGAGAUUACAGAGAGCAUUUUGGAGCUUGCAGCACAGAACAGAAGAUGUGGAUAUGAGAUUUUCAAAAUCAUCCUCAGCCAAUACGGAGACAGCAUUCGUCCUCGUAUAUCAGAAAGUGUCAUGAAGCUCGCUGCGGCCAAUCCAAUGUUAGGGAGCAAGCUGGUGGAGCUGAUUGCAGAAAGAUUUCCCGGCAUCCUGAACACUUUGACAACCCUCGGAGUCUUCGAAUCUGCGAUUUUCAAUGACCAGCAGAACCUGAAGGUCGUUUCCUCAUUACUUACUCACACUAGUGAGUUAAUGGUCCCGGAGCAGAUCGUGGAGACUGCAAUACGUACCAGGCACAGUACUAGGGAUAUUACACUUUUGCUAUUCUCCCAUGCAGACCGAGCGAGUGUCCUCACAGAGAGGCUUAUCUUGACUGCUGCAUCCCAUAGCACUCAACUAUGCCAAGACCUGAUUAAGAUAACUCUAGAAGACGCCACGGCGUCUCAGAUUCCAACUGAAUUAGAGCAUCUAAUUGUUCGUUGGUGCGAUGUGAAAUUAAUCAAUCUUUUUCUGCGUGUAAUGGACAGCCGAAUUGCCAUCUCUAAGAGCAUGAUAGAGGCAGCAAGAGAUGAAGAUGUCAAGAAGAUCCUUGAAGCCCGGAUGGAUACCCAAUGCCAGUCAACCAAAUUGAGCACUCUAGCAGCCGAGGAUCACACCGUUCCAUCCUUUCACCGCUAUUUCAUCAGACAAAUCGGUGUUCUGAAAGACCAUACUGAUGAGGUAUUCAGUUCUGCUUUCUCACCAGAUGGUUCUAAAUUUGCCUCCGGUGGUCGGGACAAAGUGGUACGAGUGUAUCGCUGCAUGGGGUUCAUGUCUCUCGGUCAAUUGAUCGGCCAUGAACAUUUUAUUACGUGCCUGGGAUGGAGUCCCGACAGCAAGAAAUUGGUCAGUGGUUCGUCAGACGGAAGCAUUCGAAUAUGGGAUACAGAGGUGAGACACAAAUAG
Penicillium robsamsonii is the source of this 2874-nucleotide messenger RNA. RefSeq names its product WD40 repeat-like protein. Lineage: Eukaryota; Fungi; Ascomycota; Eurotiomycetes; Eurotiales; Aspergillaceae. The transcript is spliced from 2 exons. Bases 1 to 2874 code for a protein of 957 amino acids. The record is from RefSeq and is a predicted model, not a curated record. Gene Ontology annotation, molecular function: protein binding.